AUGGCGGAAACAGUAUCAAGCACAUCACAGAAUGGUGCUUCUCGCCCACCAACCGCCAAUGGCGCACCACCCACUCCAGCUCCGGCGCCUGCUCCUGCACCGUCACCUUUCCAGCUGGAUGUAAGACGACUCCACGAUCUACCGUCGGAGCAGCAGAGCCUAUACCUCUUGACCUUCACAGCCGAUCUCGUCCGUCAUGUUGACUCUUUGGACUCAGCCGGAGCAGCAGCAGAACAAGCACCGAUCAAGAAAGAACUGCUACAGAUAGUCAACCUCUCCUCUCCUGCACCAACUCGAGUCAUACGAAAGAAUCUGGCUCGAUGCUUUGCGGGCAUCUUCAGCAAGGAGAGCAGAAAGUCGCUGUACGAGAGCAUUAAUGAUUUGGUGGCUAUCGUUCAGGCAGGCAAGGAGAAGGAUCUCGUGGCGAGACAUGCGGCUGUCGUAUGCCUUGGUGUGGUCUUCGAGGCUGCAGGAGACAGCGCCAUGAGUCUGUCGCCACUGGCUUGUACAGCGUUGUUGAAAGCACUCAAGGGAGCCUCGAGUGACACGGGCUACCGAAGUGCGAUCUAUAAAGCCUUUGCCAGAAUCACGGUGGGUAUUGCUACAGCUAUCGAUGAGGAUAUUGGUCGCAGUAUCUGGAAGCAAGCUCGGAAUGCUGCAGGCAGCGACAAGUCACUACUCGUACAAGCGAAAGCGUGCUGGUGCUUAGAGCAGCUUGUGCGGUGUACACCAUAUUUCGACAACUCGAAUGAUUUCGAGAAGCUUCAGACAGCACUGUACAAAGCGCUCGAGAGCUCAUCGGUGUUUGUGCGCAAUGUAGCAGCCUCCUGCCUGGCAGCCGAGCUCGUCAAAAGUUACACAGAGACACCUGGCCAGGACGUGGUGCCUCGUAUACGAAAGCCCAAGAAGACCAAGAAAGCUACCAAGGGAGAGGAACUCGACGAGGAGAUCGAUCGCGCAUCAUCGCCGGCACCCGAGAAGCCGGCGACAGCUCUAUCGUACAGUCUACAGGAACUCUUGCGGAUUCUGUCAACCCACUACUGUCGGGCCACUACACCUAACAAAGCUCGUGCUGGUCUAGCAGUAUGCUAUAUCAAAGUUCUGAAGGCGCUCGGCGAGAGCGUGGUAGAGAAGAACUUUGCAGAUAUUGCCCGACACCUUUUCACCGAUAUUCUUGGACAUCCCAGCCUGUUGUAUAACAAAUAUCGGCAGCUUAUCAGCAGAAAGCUGGUACGUCUGGUGUUGGAGCGAGUGGUGGGUAAAAUGCUUGGCGAAACGGCACAACUCAAUGCCUGUCGCUUUCUGAUCAACGAUAUCAUCAAGGAUUACCCUCAAGCUGUCAAAGAGCGACCAGAGCCAAGCAAGCAAACUCUUGUUGGUGCACUCAGCGCUUUAGCUGCUUUCAUCGACUAUCUUGAUGCAGCUAUUGGAACCAUCGCAGAGCCAUGUCGUGAAGCAUUGCUGCAGGUUCUACAGCAUCCCAACUUUACUGUACAGGUUUAUGCUUCGCGAGCUCUCCGUGCAUUCGUGCUCGCUUGCCCUCAGCAACUACUUCCAACGGUGACCAUUACCAUGAAUAGCGUCAACCGGGAACUUAACUUACUCGCCGGACCACGGCAGGCACCGAAGCGAUGCAUUGGUUAUGCUCAUGGCUUGGCAGCCGUUCUCGGCACUUCCAGUCACCACCCGCUGUAUGGUUCUGUCGAUGUUUAUGCUCGAGUAUUGCAGCAAGCGACUUCACUGCUCAAAUCUAGCGGUAGCUCCGACCUUCGCAUCUCGAGCUGCCAACUCCAGGUAGCAUGGAUUAUGAUCGGUGGGCUCAUGUCACUUGGUCCAAACUUUGUCAAGAUCCAUCUCUCGCAGAUGAUGCUCCUGUGGAAGAAUGCACUACCGAAGCCAGUACCCCAGGAAAAUAUGAGCCAACGCAACAUGAUUGAGCUCAGCUAUCUAGCGCAUGUCCGCGACUGUGCCCUUGGUUGUGUCAGAGCUUUUCUCGCUUACAAUCAGCGCUUGCUGACACAGGACGUAUCAAGACGAUUGUCGGCGAUGCUCGAGAGCACAGUCGCUUUCGUGCAGAGCCUACCAGAGAGGAAGACGAGCGAUGAUCCCGGCAAUCGAUUGUCGCCGGCUCUACAGCUCCAGGACUACGAUGUCAUGGUGCGAAGAAGAGUGUUUCAAUGCUUUUCUAUGCUACUCAAGCUCAGUCCUGCGGGUAGCUUGGAGUCCACAGCACAUUCGACUGUGCUGCCGCUGGCGGUAGCAUCAUUCUCAGAUACUGAAUACUAUGCACCUAGCACCCUCUCCGCUGCCAUUGCGAGUGCUACGGCAGCAUUCGAGAACAUUUGGGAUGUUGGAGAUAAUUAUGGAUUUGGCGUUACUGGACUGGUGCAAAGGCUCGACGUGCGAGACCCUAUAAGUGGUGUAAUGUCUAGACACUGGUCUUCUCGGACUGGAGACGAGGAUGAGGCGAGCAGGCUUGUGGAUUCACCCGUUGGCACAGGACCCGAGUACGAUACAACAUGUCUUUACGUCGAAUCGAGUAUAGACGACGAGGUCAACCCCGCAGGCACCGAGGCAGUCAACGCUGCCAUCCGCGCAUUCGGGUUAUGCUUGCCACUGCAGGCGCCGAGGAUUCAGGAAAGUGCUCUCGAGCAGAUCCUGUCUUCCCUCAGCUCGACGGCACUUCAGAAAGAUCCCGCGCGAAGAGCUACUAUCAUUGUCAACUCUGCGCUUGCGCUUAGUGCUGCAUGUCACGUGGCUACAGGCGAUGCUGGCGUGGCUAGGGGCAACCUGCAGAGCGCAAAUACUGAGAAAGGCUUACAACAGCUUCUUCAUGCUUUCGUAAAGGACACGGACGAUAGCGUACGACUCGUGACUGCGCGUGCUAUAGGCGAAAUGUGUCGCAGCUCAGGCAAUGCGCUCACGUCCUCCGAAGUCACCUACCUCACCGAGACAAUCGUCAACAACCGAGAACCUCAUGUGCGGGCUGGCUGCGCACUAGCGCUUGCGAGCAUCCAUUCCCAGCUCGGUGGCAUGGCUGCUGGCUUUCACAUGAAGAAUAUUGUCGGCAUACUAAUGUCACUCGCUGCGGACACACACCCCUCCGUACACUUUUGGGCUCUAGACAGCUUGGCGCAGGUCGCUGAGUCUGCUGGCCUUAAUUACUCGAGCUAUGUUACUAAUACUAUUGGAAUGUUAAGCCGACUCUAUGUGUCGGAUGGACAUGGACCAGAGACGAGCGCGCUUGCGCCUUCAAACAUGGCGAUCGGGUUACCUGUUGCUGCAGCUUUGGCUCGAGGUGUAGACUCUACGAUCAACGUGCUUGGACCGGAUCUGCAGGAUAUGACCAAGGCUAGAGACAUGAUUCUUACGCUCGUACGACUUUUCGCGGACGAAGAGGAUACGUCCAUCCGUUUAGAGGGUCUCAAGUGUUACGAACACCUGUCAUUAUAUGCUCCUGGUCAUCUAGAGUUCGAGAAGUAUGUGCAGCAUCUACAGAGCGCAGUGAACAGCGAGCCCGAGAUUGCAGGCUCGGCGUUGCAUGGCUUGUCCUCACUUAUGAGGCGGGAUGCCGUUGACAUCCUUCGAACUGCCAAGCCUGGCCUCGAAGAUCGGCUCUGGGAUAUAUUGAACAACACUCCCGAUCAAGCUGAGAUAAGAAGCAUCUUCACGAAUUGGCUCCACCAGACAGGCUCAAGUGACCCAGCGGAGUGGAUUCAGCGUUGCAAUGCUGUGCUCACAAAGACAAAAGCCAAGCUCGAGCAGCCAAAGACUGCGCAAUUGAAAAAUACCGCAGGCCCAGACGUGCAGGAUGAAGAGGUGGCAGGCUUCGCGGUUGCUGCAGGCGCGACGAGAGAAGACGACUCGUCCGCGGCUACCUCGACACAAGAACUGAUGAGGUGGCAAGUGCGCCUCUUUGCCAUGACGUGUCUCCACGACCUCAUCACGAUGAUCAGCAAGGAGGCUGCUAUCAGCGAUGACGGGCCAGGUGUGGCGGCCUUACAAGUGAAGGUAGCCGAUGUGAUUCGCAUCGCUUUCUCUGCGUCUACAGCGGGUGUGGCUGCUUUGCGCGUUGUUGGCAUGCGCAUUAUCGAUCAAGUGCUGCGACUCUUCGGCCGCACAGCCGACCCUGAUUUUCCAGAAGCUAUGCUGCUGGAGCAGUACCAAGCACAGAUCAGUUCGGCCCUGACUCCAGCAUUCGCUGCAGACUCGACGCCUGAACUUGCCGCAGCCGCUGUCAGUGUCUGCGCGACCUUUAUCGCUACUGGUAUAGUCACAGACAUCGACCGUAUGGGCCGUAUACUCAAGGUCUUGGUGUCUGCUCUUGAUAGCUUCGCGAAGGAGUUGGAGUCAGCGAGCAUCGGCGACUUACGAUCUUUGAGCUCAAACGCUCAGGUCAUGGUGCGCAUGGCUGUGUUCUCUGCAUGGGCACAAUUGCAGAUCGCGAGUGCGGAGCAAAAGUAUCUGAUUGAUGUUGUCAAGCCGCAUAUGGCACAACUCGUGCCGCUCUGGCUGGCAUCCUUGCGAGAGUACUCUCGGCUGCGCUUUGAGCCAGACAUCUCCGCAUCUCUGGGGCCACCUGGUCCGGGCGCUGAUCUUGAUACCGUGUAUGCUGCGCUCAAUAGGCAAACGUUGCUCAAGUUCUACGCAGACGCUUGGCUGAGCCUGGUCGAUGCGAUUGCAAGUCUAAUCGACGAAGACAGCGAGCUAGUAUUCGAGGCUCUAGAUGGCAAGCAGACGGACGUCGAGACCAAUGGCGAAGGUAACGAUAUUAUCUCGAACGGCGUUACCAGGAAGAACACCGGCAUCAACUAUCGCGAAGAGCCGGUCGCGUUCUUCUUCGUCCUGUUUGGCCUUGCAUUUGAGUCUCUGGCAGUGCGAUCGAAUGAUGACGAUGUCACGACUAGGCAACGAAAUCUAGACAUCUUGCAGGCCUUGAACAAGAUCCUACGACCCUCGGUAUCGGGUAAUGCGGUCUACCAGGAGGUGGUCUUCUCGGAAACAGUGGAUCUGCUUUCACGGAUGGUGCUCACAGAGAGUCUGAGUGUUCAGUCAGUGGUCGUAGAUAUUGCUCGGAAUCUAUGCUUGGUGCAUCCGUCUUCGCGGCUAGGGCUACAGACACCAAUCAAUGGUGACGCUCUAUCAGAUGACAUCGAACAGCUAUUCGAGCUAACAAGGAUCAUCGUGCUGGUACUCGGUGGCCUCAUACCAGGGCUUGCAGAUACGCCAUUUUCUACGCGGCUAGACACAUCUGAAGAAGCUACCGCGCUUGUCCGGACUUCACUACAAGCUCUAGUGGACGUGUCCGAGGUCUUCCCCUCCAUCAUCAAGACAGACUUGCACGCUACAGUUCUGCACAUCUUCGUCACGAUCCUCGCGACAGGCGUCUGCCAAGCUACUGUGGUACCCCAAGCUUUGCCGAUAUUCCGUCGCUUCAUCAACAGCAUCGCGGGUGAUGGUCGUUCCGAGACGCAAAGCCAACUGCAGAAUGCCUUGGCACGGAUGCUCUUGAUACUGAAGAAUGCACAGAAGCGUGAAACGGAAGCUAGUCUGCCCUGUGAGAAGAGCACAUUACUUGCCACGACUAUUUUGUUAUCUUCCGCACCCAAGGAUAUCAAACAGGACGAUCUACUGCUUGCACGCUUCGUGAAUGAGCUCUGCGAGAGUCUCGGUGCUCCGAUGACUUCACGAGUGGCUGCUGGUUGCGUACGUACUCUAUUGCUGGCUGAUGUAGCUUCUGCGCCACUAUUCACAGCCUCGUUACAUUUCCUCGCCGAUCCAGUAGACCUGGAAGGUCUGGCUGAGAGCAGAGUCCUCAUCGCUCAGACUUUGACCACGUUGGCUGCAAAGGUACAUCAAGGACAAGGGCCAGCUGUAGUGGCUUUAGUCAUGAAUGUGCUCCUAGAGCGUGCCGGUAAGGAAGGAGUGUCGACCCAUCAAGAGACUUCUGCUCGGCUGCUGGACCUUGCAGCACUGGACAACGCCACUUUCCGUGGUGUGGUGACUGGUAUGGAUGGAGAGCGGAGAGAUUUACUGGAACAAAUCCUGAAGGCUAGGACUGCAGUCCAGCAAGCAAAGAAUGAUUCGAAUGGUGAUCGCGAGCCCACUAUUGCUUUGAAGAUGAACUUUGGUGGGUGA
Recurvomyces mirabilis is the source of this 6138-nucleotide messenger RNA. RefSeq lists its product as uncharacterized. The transcript has a single exon. The record is from RefSeq and is a predicted model, not a curated record. Gene Ontology annotation, cellular component: endocytic vesicle; Golgi apparatus; membrane. Gene Ontology annotation, biological process: retrograde transport, endosome to Golgi; intracellular protein localization; endocytosis. Bases 1 to 6138 code for a protein of 2045 amino acids. NCBI's taxonomy places the organism in Eukaryota, Fungi, Ascomycota, Dothideomycetes, Mycosphaerellales, Teratosphaeriaceae.